CCCCCCCCCCCCCCCCCCCCCCCCCCCCCCCCCCCCCCCCCCCCCCCCCCCCCCCCCCCCCCCCCCCCCCCCCCCCCCCCCCCCCCCCCCCCCCCCCCCCCCCCCCCCCCCCCCCCCCCCCCCCCCCCCCCCCCCCCCCCCCCCCCCCCCCCCCCCCCCCCCCCCCCCCCCCCCCCCCCCCCCCCCACCCCCCCCCCCCCCCCCCCCCCCCCCCCCCCCCCCCCCCCCCCCCCCCCCCCCCCCCCCCCCCCCCCCCCCCCCCCCCCCCCCCCCCCCCCCCCCCCCCCCCCCCCCCCCCCCCCCCCCCCCCCCCCCCCCCCCCCCCCCCCCCCCCCCCCCCCCCCCCCCCCCCCCCCCCCCCCCCCCCCCCCCCCCCCCCCCCCCCCCCCCCCCCCCCCCCCCCCCCCCCCCCCCCCCCCCCCCCCCCCCCCCCCCCCCCCCCCCCCCCCCCCCCCCCCCCCCCCCCCCCCCCCCCCCCCCCCCCCCCCCCCCCCCCCCCCCCCCCCCCCCCCCCCCCCCCCCCCCCCCCCCCCCCCCCCCCCCCCCCCCCCCCCCCCCCCCCCCCCCCCCCCCCCCCCCCCCCCCCCCCCCCCCCCCCCCCCCCCCCCCCCCCCCCCCCCCCCCCCCCCCCCCCCCCCCCCCCCCCCCCCCCCCCCCCCCCCCCCCCCCCCCCCCCCCCCCACCCCCCCCCCCCCCCCCCCCCCCCCCCCCCCCCCCCCCCCCCCCCCCCCCCCCCCCCCCCCCCCCCCCCCCCCCCCCCCCCCCCCCCCCCCCCCCCCCCCCCCCCCCCCCCCCCCCCCCCCCCCCCCCCCCCCCCCCCCCCCCCCCCCCCCCCCCCCCCCCCCCCCCCCCCCCCCCCCCCCCCCCCCCCCCCCCCCCCCCCCCCCCCCCCCCCCCCCCCCCCCCCCCCCCCCCCCCCCCCCCCCCCCCCCCCCCCCC
Messenger RNA from Indicator indicator, 939 nucleotides. RefSeq names its product basic proline-rich protein-like. The annotation marks the transcript as partial. The record is from RefSeq and is a predicted model, not a curated record. The transcript has a single exon. Lineage: Eukaryota; Metazoa; Chordata; Aves; Piciformes; Indicatoridae.